AUGGCGAUCGUUCCGCUUCUCCGUCGCGGCAGCACCCGGACACGCUUCGGCGCCACUAACAGUUCACAAUCAACAUCGGCAUCCACCUCGAACCAAGCCACGUCAGGAUCAGGAACUGCCAAACCACGCGACGCAACCGUCCCAACUUCAAAUACAAUACCCACACCGCACGUACCAGGACGGCCCGGUCGCCCUCGCAAGGUCGGCAGCACAUCUGCUCAGGCUCAGGAUGAACAAGAUAGGCCCAAACGAUCCCGAGGACGACCCCCUAAACUUCGAGAUGAGACCGAAGAAGUAGAGUCCCCUUCAGACGUCGAUGAACCUCAGUCGCCCUCCGAAUCAACGGAAGCUAUCAACGAAAGCAUGGAUGUUGACAUGGAGGUUGACCAGCCAGAGUCAGGGUCGACUAGCCACACGCAGGAGGAGCGUCCUGACAGGAAAGAGACUACUCUAGUCGCAGUGGAACUGGAUGAAUCGUCGUCUAGGGGUAGGGGUAGAGUCAUGAGCCAAAGCAGGGAUAGCAGUCAAGACAGGGGUAUGAGUAAAAGUAGAGGUGACAGCGACAGCAGAAGCAGAAGCAGGAACAGUGAUGGCCACAGCAGGACCAUGAGCGGAAGCAGGAGCGAGUCGCCCACACGUAAACAAGGUCGCACAGAGUCGAGUCAUGUGAGCGAGGAGCGGGACGGCGAUGAUGGCUCCAGUGCCUCGGACGGUGAUGAUGCAGAUGCAGACUCGGAUGAUGACCGGCGCGGGACAGGGGCAUCCAAGGAAAAGCGAUCGAGGACUGAGCGGGUACCGACAAAACGGAGACUACGUUCAAGCAAGCGGAUUCCAAAUGUAGUCGCUCAUUUGACAGCCGAUGCCGACGGACUUGAUAUGGAUCAUCUUUUGAGUGAUUUUACAGAGGAACAGCAGCAGCUCAAAGCCAACACCAGCGCCGCCGUUGCGUUGACUCGACUCUUUCGUCAGGGUAUUCAGGACUCUGAAAGUCUUCACCCGGAUAUGGUCGAUGCACAGGAUUAUGAGCUUAUCCGGCACACAUUUGGAGAAAUCGAGGACUUGAACCUCAACUUGACUGGUACCAUGUCAACACCUGAUGAAAGCAACUCAGAGGACGACGAACUCACAAGGGACUUGAAGCGAGACCACCGUGCCGCCAAAAGGAAUCUCUAUGAAGUAUCGGCGGAGUACAAGGUGGCCAAAAACAGCAUGAGGAUUCAAAUGACGGCGGCUCUGGAUGUGGAAGAAACACAAAUUCGCGCAGGAACACACCCUGGCUUACUGGCAGAACUGAGGGCUAUCGAGGACCGACGAAACGCCAGGAUCGACAUUGCCCGGGCUCAAAAAGGGUAUGCAGAACGGAUGUGGGAACAAAACUAUCAGGCUGUCCGCAAGGCUGCCUUUGACCAGUACAAGGCUGGCUUGAUCGACACCAGGCGGGUCAUGAUCGACUUGGUUCAGAGCCGUAUGGAUAGGAUCAAGCAGGAGAAGGAAGAAAGCAACAGGGUGGCGGAAAAGGCGAAUAUCAAAACAAAGGCUCUUGCGGAAGCGCUCUUCUACAGGAACACUGUUAUAGCGAACCAUGCAAACCCUGCGAACGAUUCUUGUGGAGAAAGCUGUUCCAGCUACGACUCAUACUCCAGCUCAGGAUCGGAAUGCAGUGAUUGCGAGAUUUGCAUCCCAUCGAAACAAUCCAGAGUGUCCCGCCUGACUGCACCCCAGGGACUGAGUCGCAAGGAGGUAGCAGCUGACCUCGCCUUCCUGUUUCCAGAUGAGACUCUUUCUCGCCCCGCAGCCUCAAGAGACACAUUUUCACCCAUGGGACAGGUUGUCAGUCAGCAACAGCAUAUGAUCGACCAGAUGAACGAGGAGAGACGCAAGCGGCGACGCGUGAUGGACCGGGAGAUGCAGAACAAAACUGCUUACAAGAAGCAUGCUGGUCAAUCUGCAGAUAUCAGGAUGACCUCUGGGAGCCCAACUCACGACAUGGAUAUCGAUCAGGAAGCGGAUGAUAUGUUUGAUCAGCAAUUGGCUCGGUCAAGACACGGGAAAGGGUACAAUUCUCGUGCUGAUUCUCCUGCGCAAGCACAGGGCAGACGCUACCGAUCCAUCCCGGAUGCGCCACCGACCAGACCGACAAAGGAUCAUCAGCCACGUUUUAUUCCAGGAUUUGGACCGGAUGGACCUGAGCAAGCGCCUCCCAAGGACGACCCCAGCUCCCCUUAUUCAUCGCGAUACCCACUCACUGAUCGCUACGGUCGACCUUGGGAUGCCAGUCGUCUAGGCAUUCCCGAUAAGUUGACGGAUCCUCGCCAACUACGCCCGCCCCCUCCACUGUCCGUUGGUGGCCGAGAGAGCUCAAGGCCCUUUGGAUCAUCUCGCCACUACGACGCCAGUCCUAAGGAGAGGAAUGGUCGUCUGGCAGAUCCUCUCCAGGACGCUCGACAGCAAUUAAUGCACCCGCGCUCCCGCCAUCACGACGACUCUUACCGUUCACGAUACGAACACGACCCCGCCAUAGCUUAUGGGCCUCAUCACACACAGUCCCUUCGUUACCCAUCCGAUCCCGCGGCCUACCACCCCCCUGAUCCUCGUGCUUACCCCUACGACGAUCCCAGGAGUAUUGUCCCACCUCGCAAACGCCCUCCGAUGUUACCACCGCCACCACAGUCAGAAGCAUCAGUUUAUCCACCCUAUGUCCGAGCCCCUCGAGGACGUCCUCCUAAAAACCCUCGCGUCUCUUCUUUCGUUGACCCAGCAGUAGUAGUAUCCAAGUCGAGCCCAUACGCUCACGACCCCGAGUACAACCGAGCCAGCUUUCCUUCCAGCCCACAGGAAGGCCCCGCAGGAGCUCGGUAUCAUAACGGCACAAGAGCAUACCCUCCAGGGGGAUACUUUCCGGGAUUUCGUGCGAGGGAGCCUUAUCCGAUUGAUCGUUCGCCUACAGUGCCUCAUGCAGGAGGACGUGCUUCGCCACAGGAAAGAGGGGUGUCGACGACCUCACCACUCCUCGCUGGAUCCAGAUCUCAUCCACUUUCACCCUUGAACGCGGUGAGCCGACCGGCGUACCCACCCGGUAGUUACACGGGUCACAUGUCGCCCCAUCAUUUGUCCCCAGACCUUCGACGAGGUGGAUCGCUGUAUCCGCCUCCUGGCCCGAUGCAUAGUUCUGGAGGCUACGGUGGCCCCCAUCCUCCACCUCCUACCAAGGGUCGCCGGUCACCGGUGGUGAUUGAUCUUUCGAGCGAGCCUAAUUCGCCUGUUUUGGAGCCUAUUCAAGCACCAUCGCCCAAGCCAAAGGAUGCGGGCAAGGGUCCACCCCAAGAUGCCGGAUCACCACGCGUUACUGCGUCAAAGUGA
This is a messenger RNA of Linnemannia hyalina, 3360 nucleotides long. The record is from the annotation of a GenBank genome assembly. Lineage: Eukaryota; Fungi; Mortierellomycota; Mortierellomycetes; Mortierellales; Mortierellaceae.